AUGAAUUAUGUUCGUCAUCAUUCUGACAAUAAGACCAAAAAGGAAGACAAAGAAAAAGGGGGAAGUAAUUCAGCCAUCAAUCAACAACAUUCUCCAUUACAUAAACGAUUUAUUAAUUCUGCCUGCACAAGAACAGUUACCAGAGAACGUUUGCCUCCCUCGCCUGUUUUGUAUGUCGAAGGACUUGAAUAUUAUGGAGAUUGGACCAACAAUAUUUUGGCUCGCACUGACGUAUGUCAAUUAAUAACAAUAUUUACUUUCUGUGGAGUAGUUAAAGACAUUUAUAUUGGUUAUUGCAGACAAGAUAAUAUUGUUGAAAAAUGUUAUGGAUCUUGUAAGCAUAUGGCUUUAGUUCAGAUGGAAACUGUUGAUCAGGCUACUCGGGCAAUUAAUGAAUUUGAUCAUACUUGGCAAAUGGGACGUUUUCUCAAUGUUACUUAUUCUCACCAUCAAUGUAUUGAACAUGAUCGAAAUAAUCGUCGUGAUCGUUACUCACACAAACGUUUUGUUCACAGUUAA
This is a messenger RNA of Meloidogyne enterolobii, 519 nucleotides long. The record is from the annotation of a GenBank genome assembly. Lineage: Eukaryota; Metazoa; Nematoda; Chromadorea; Rhabditida; Meloidogynidae.